This is a messenger RNA of Pediculus humanus corporis (human body louse), 729 nucleotides long. RefSeq names its product Calsenilin, putative. The record is from RefSeq and is a predicted model, not a curated record. The transcript has 5 exons. NCBI's taxonomy places the organism in Eukaryota, Metazoa, Arthropoda, Insecta, Psocodea, Pediculidae. The coding region runs from base 1 to 729 and encodes 242 amino acids. Gene Ontology annotation, molecular function: calcium ion binding.
AUGCAUGGAGGCAUAGUAACAAACAACGUACCUUCAAGGCGAAAACGUCGCCAAAAUUAUUCUGUAUAUAGGCGAUUACUUGCUAUUGUUAAAUCAACAUGGACUGGAGUUAAAACAGCUUUGGGUAGUAGUAGUAGUAGUGAUUUAGAUUUUGAAGAAUCAGAAAGUCCACCCAGGUAUAGACCUGAUAGUUUAAAAUCACUUUGUCAAGCAACAAAAUUUUCAGAAUCGGAAAUAAAAAGAAUAUAUAGAGGAUUCAAAGCAGAAUGUCCUACAGGAGUAGUGAGAGAGGAAACAUUCAAAGGGAUUUAUUCCCAGUUUUUCCCUCAGGGGGCAAAUGCGAGUCAAUAUGCUCACUACGUGUUUAGCACGCUCGAUAGAAAUCGAAGUGGAAUUUUAAGUUUUGAGGAUUUCGUUACCGGCCUUUCCAUACUUUCACGUGGCACACUAGAAGAAAAAUUAAAAUGGACGUUUUCGUUAUACGAUAUAAACGGAGAUGGAUGCAUAACAAAGGAAGAAAUGACGGAUAUAAUAACGGCCAUUUAUGAUCUUAUGGGAAAACACAUUGAACCCAUUGACGAAGCGACGCUCAAAGGAAAAGUUGAUAAAAUAUUUAAUAAAAUGGAUAUUAAUCAAGAUGGAGUUGUUACGAUCGAAGAAUUUUUAGAUUGUUGUACAGCAGACGACGAUAUUUCUGCUUCGAUGGAAGUUUUUGAUUUUUCUUUUUGA